Molecule: messenger RNA, 2031 nt
Organism: Penicillium antarcticum
Lineage: Eukaryota; Fungi; Ascomycota; Eurotiomycetes; Eurotiales; Aspergillaceae
Product: PAN-complex poly(A)-binding subunit PAN3
Exons: 8
Coding region: 1-2031 (676 amino acids)
Biological process (GO): mRNA processing; protein phosphorylation; nuclear-transcribed mRNA poly(A) tail shortening
Cellular component (GO): PAN complex; P-body
Molecular function (GO): poly(A) binding; ATP binding; protein kinase activity
Source: RefSeq, a predicted model, not a curated record
AUGGCAUCCGCCGGAAAGCCUCCUUUGGAGGAUGCUCGUCGAACGACCGGUUCGCCGAAAAUGAAGAGCCGAGGUGAGCGCAAAGCUAGCGACACUCCGUUCACUUCUUCGCAGAGAGAUUUACUCGAGCGAGGUGGACUGAGCGGCCCGGAGGCACAUGCCGGCUCUGUGAUGGCGCUGACAAGGAGCUUCCCAGAGAAUGCGAAAGAGACUCUGUGUCGCAACGUGACCAUUUAUGGCCGAUGCCGUUAUGAAGAUAAAGGCUGCGCUUUCAACCAUGACCCAACGAAGCUGAACGCCAAUCAAUCGGACAGCAAGAAACGCUUUAAUGUAGACUCCCCCAGCUUCACCCCAUCCUUACUCUCUGGAAAUGGCGUGGCUGGCCCAAAGAAGUCGACUGCGAUAUCCCCCAAAGCUGCAAGUGCGGCUCCUUUUCAGCCCCGAGGCACCUCACAAACAGGAGACUGGGCAAUGGCAGACGUCCAGGAAUUUGUGCCCCAGGGCUUUGAGCACGUGGCUUCUCUUCCAGGCAAUGGGAAUGGUUCCAUCACGUCUCCCAGUGCCUUUGAUCCCUUUGUGGCUGCCCCAUCUCCUAUGACCCCUGGUGCAGUCGGCCCUGUCUCGGCCAAUCCUUAUGCUCAUGACCCUGCUGCCAUGGGAGGCGCAUUCUUUGCAAACCAGGCUGGUUUCCAGCAGCCGGUCCAGUACCAUCUCUAUGCCCCCAUCGGCCCUCAUAAUCAGAACACUCUGGGAUAUCAGCGCAAUGUCCAUGAUCUUUUCCUUCCCAACGAUGCUCGUGAGGAAUUGCAGAAGAAGUCCGCUGCAGCUCUGCAGACCCUCCCUAACACCAACCUUCCUGCUCAGGUUGACUACUUCCACUCUCUUGUUCCGCUGGACACUACUCAUCAGAAGAACGCCGCGACCUUUGGCUACCCAAGCUGGAUCUACAAGGCCCAGUCUAGCAAGGACGGUGACUUUUACGCCCUGCGGCGCCUUGAAGGUUUCCGCUUGACCAACGAGAAGGCUAUCCGGUCGGUUCAGGCCUGGAAGCGUGUUUGCAGCGGAAGCGUGGUGACUGUCCAUGAUGCUUUCACCAGUCGGAGCUUUCAAGACAGCUCUUUGAUUGUUGUCACCGAUUACCACCCCAUGUCCAAGACACUUGCAGAGCAGCAUUUGGGCGCUGGAAACCGCUUCCCAAACCGCGGCCAGACCGUUCCCAUCCCUGAGCAGGUACUUUGGGGCUACAUGACUCAGAUCGCGAAUGCACUCAAGGCCAUUCACUCGCAAGGUCUUGCUGCUAGGGUUCUUGAGCCAGGCAAGGUCUUGCUCACCAGCAAGAACCGCAUUCGCUUGAACGCUUGUGCUGUUCUGGACGUAGUGCAGUUCGACGCCCAGCGCAGUGUGGAGGACCUGCAGCGUCAGGAUCUCGUGAACUUUGGACAACUGAUUGUCACCCUGGGUGCCAACACCCCUACUCUCAUGCACAACCCCACCAAGUCCAUGGAGCAUUUCACCCGCGCUUACAGCCCCCAGAUGAAGAACUCGAUCUUCUGGCUGUUAAAUGGAAUGCAGAAAGAUCAAGAGCGAGGCAUCGAUACUUUCAUCACCGGAAUUUCCUCUCAGCUGAUGUCGACUUUUGACUCUGCCCUUCACAUGGAUGAUCAGCUUACCUUUGACCUCAGCCGCGAGCUGGAGAAUGGACGACUUGUGCGCCUGAUGGCCAAGCUCAACUUCGUCAACGAACGCCCUGAAUAUGAACUGGACCGACAGUGGUCUGAGACUGGAGAGCGUUACUUCUUGAAGAUGUUCCGCGAUUAUGUUUUCCACCAAGUGGACGCCAAUGGCGACGCUGUGCUUGAUCUGGGACAUGUUUUGAUGUCUCUGAACAAGCUUGAUGCUGGAACUGAUGAGAGGAUCAAUUUGGUCAGCCGUGACGAGCAGAAUAUGUUCAUUGUCACUUACAAGGAGCUUAAGAAGAGUCUUGAGUCCUCCUUUCAGGCUCUCAUGAAGUCAGGCAGACGGAUGCAUUAG